Messenger RNA from Gymnogyps californianus (California condor), 2626 nucleotides. Its product is annotated as Golgi integral membrane protein 4-like. Gene Ontology annotation, cellular component: Golgi apparatus; Golgi membrane. The record is from RefSeq and is a predicted model, not a curated record. The coding region runs from base 385 to 2202 and encodes 605 amino acids. NCBI's taxonomy places the organism in Eukaryota, Metazoa, Chordata, Aves, Accipitriformes, Cathartidae. The transcript is spliced from 14 exons.
GCCAAAGUUUUCCUCCUCCUCCUCUCCUCUCUCCCCUCCGCCGGUUCCCCUCGUCCUCCGCCCAGGCAGCCCCGAGCGAGCCGUCUCCCGGGCCGGUCCCCCGGCGCGGUUUGCAGCUGAAGGAUGCGUCUGCCGGCACUUCGGCUGCUCCUUUCGGACACCGGUGUUGUGCUGCGCUUCUCUCCGAUGGGCAAUGAGGAAUAAAACGUUGCUGGAGCGUCUUCCGCUUCUCUGAGGGCUGGAAAGGAGCGAAGGCGAGACUUUGACCGCAUCUUGCAGAGGGAUCUGCGAAUUUGCAGAGGAAAGGGGCUGUUGGGCAAAAAUAAUCAGAUGCUUUAGCAACGCCGGAGAGGCAGUGCUACGUUGUUUUGCUUCGGCCCCAUCAUGGGUACUGGCAUGUGUUCGAGGAGGCAGAAGGGGCUUCUGCAGACCGGGUUUUGCCUGGUGACUGUGGCCUGUUUGGGCUCGGGAGUUUUCAUGUACAACCACUUGCAGCAAAAGGUGCGGAACGCUGAAGCCCUGGCCCAGAAAUACAAACAGCAGCAGGAAGCGCUGUCUGCCCAGCUCCAAGUUGUGUAUGAGCACAGAUCCCGGCUAGAACGAUCCUUGCAGAAGGAGCGAGGGGAACACAAGAAGACGAAGGAAGAUUUUUUAGUGUAUAAGUUAGAAGCUCAGGAAGCUCUCAACAAGGAGAAGCAAGAUUCUAUGAACAGAUACGGGGCCCUCAGUUCCCAGCACAAGAUACUGAAGAACCAGCAUGAAGAUGUCAAGAAGCAGCUGCUUGACCUGCAGCUGCAGCACAACAGCUUGAAACUGGAACAUCGUAAGACGCUGGAGACCCACAGCCAGAAAUAUGCCCAGCUGCAGCAGGAGAAGGACAGUGAAGUCACAAACUUGCAGGACACAGUCUUUAAACUCAGAGAAGAGAGCAGGCUUCUUCGGAAGGCCCACCAGGAGGUUCACUCUCAGCUCCUUAAUGCCCAGGCCCAGAUGGAAGAGUUCAGGCAGCUCAAGGAAGCUCUACAGAAGAUGCCAAGUUUCAAAGGAGGAGGAGCUGGGAAGGGGCAGCAGCAGUUUCAGGUGCUGAAGGAGCAGCCCAUGGUGCCAGCCAACAGCCAGUUGCAGCUCGUGAGGCAGAAGGCUUUUCCAGUCAAUCAGGAGAAUCGCCCUGUCGGGAACCCGCUGGCAUCACAAGUCUCUGGGGUUCAGAAGCAGGCAGAUGGCCCUCUGCUGCAGGGCCAGAACUCAUACAGUAACGAUGGUCCGAGGCCACAGGCUAACGUGCUCUUUACCCAUCCAGCCCCGCUGCAAGAUGCCAAUUCACUGCCAGAUGCUAUGCCAGCCUGGCCAGCAAGACGUGGGGAUGGCCAUGUGAUCCGAUUCACCCGGACCAUGAACAGUCUACCAAAUGGGAACCCAGAUCUAAAGAUGGUGAUGCGCAUUCAGGUGAAAAGCAAUGAGGAAAGCCAGGCUCCUGGAUUGUCACUGUCUGAUCUGAAACAACCCUCUGCAGCAGAAAAACCUCAGAUGCCAGACAACCACCACUCUACAGGGAACAAACAGGUGCAAAUGCAAAGCUGGAAAGACAUAGUUAACAAAGUGAAUGCCCAGAUGGAUGAAGAACAAGUGCACAGUUACCCAAAGAGCCUUCAUUUUGAUUCCAAGCCUGGGCAAGAGAUGCAGAAAGGCAGCCCACAGCCACACAAUCAGAAGAGAGAGGAAGAGCAUCAAAUAGCUGAUCAGGAAGGCGAGAAGGAAAGGACAGAUGAUGAGGAACUCGAAAUGGAUGCAGGAGUGAUUGAGAGAGAGGAGAACUUGCGUUCUCAGAAAGAGACUGUUGUCCAGGAACCAAUGAUGCCAGAUGAUGCUGCAGAUCCUGCCCAGGAUCCCAAUAACCAAGGUGAGGAUGAGUUUGAGGAAGCUGAGCUGGAGAGACCUGACUUUGAAGAGAAGGUGGGAGGUUUGGAGAAGUUCAAGGAGCCCAGCGUGAAAGAAGAGUCUAAGGAGAAGCCAUUGAAGGAUGCUGGCAGACCUGCCAAGCCCAGGGAAGACCCAAUGGAUGACUACCAAGAAGAUCAGGAGCAAGAAAUUGAGGAUCAUGGAGGUGAGGUGGAUGACAAUGAUGACCUGGAACUUGUGCAAGACCAGAAAGACCAUGCAGGCAUACAGGGAGCUGAUGGCAAGAAGGAUGACUACUACUGAAAGAUGCUGAAGGAAAAUGGAAUAUGCUAGGAACGAGGGGAUGGGAACUCCUUCUGGGAACUGGCUCCUGUAUUAAACACUGCCCAGAACAGACAAAGGCAGGAGGAGAUAACUGUCUUCACAGGCAGCGAGCAGGGUGCUUGCAGAUGUGCAUUACAUCUAUGUGUGGAGCCAUUGCUGCCUCUCUGGUCAAUAGCAUGGAAGUGCUCUCAGACUGUAGGAAUGAUUUUAUCCUGCUGCUUUCCUUAGAAGCACUUUUUGAUUGAUUGUGUUCUUCACCCUGUUGUUUUCCCUAUCCCCUCCCAAGCUGGAGAGUUAUUCUUUUUUUUUUUUUUUUAAUCCUCUGGGCAGUGGAGGGGUGCCUGAAUUGGUCCCUGGACUUACUCGACUGAUUGCUAAUACAAAGGAAUCUGUCUUCAUAAAA